AUAACCAAUAAGAACGUAGCUCAACCUUGUUUUGCUUCACUCAGCCAAUCACAACGCAACAUAUUCAUCAUUCCUCGAUGACACUCGAGUUUUCGAACGGCGGAAUUUAUUGAUGUAUCGUCUGCUGGAGGUCUGCAACAAUGCGAUUACCGUAAAGGUGAUCAAGAUUUAGUUAAGGUGUAGUUCUCGUGGUGGAAAAUACAGUGGAGAUAAUGGCGUCGAAGCCGCAGUUGGUGCUACUGGGCUAUGUUGAUGAGCAAAUAUCUUCCAGAAAUCAACAACUGGCCAGCUUUACCAGCAGCAAAAUUGGCGGAACACCAGACUGGUGUUUAAGUGGGUGUGAAGUUCCAAUAUGUAAGCGUUGUGGCAGAAGGCAGUCCUUGGUAGUUCAAGUGUAUUCACCUUUGGAAGGAGUGUUAUAUCACCGAACACUCUAUGUAUUCGCAUGUGUUACUCAGGAAUGCUGGAAUCGCCCACACAGUUGGACGUGUUUACGAAGUCAGAUUCUAGACCCUGCGGCUGUGAGAACCUCUGCCCCUUCCUCCAAGUCUCCUUCUGUGUCAUCAUAUGGUGGAGAAAGUUGGUUCCAAGAUGAGCAUGAUUGGGGAGGAAAUGACAAUGAUGGUAAUGGCAAUGCUGAUAACUUCAACUUGGCAUCAUCAUCUCAGCUAUACCUGGACAACAUGGCCAAGACUGGAGGGGACAGGAGUAACCUUAAUAAUAUCAACUCAAAUACAACUUCCAUCACUGAGGUGGCACAGAAGAUGGAGAGCAAGCUAAACAUCAUUGAGGAUGAUGCCAAUGCUAAUGAAGCAGUGUGUGGUGCUGUUGGUAUGGUUGGCUGUGAGGGGGAAGGUGUGGAAGCUACUGCAGUGAUCGAGGGACCUGAGGGAGACAUGAUUGCAGUUGAUACACCUGAACAACCAACAACAGACAUUCCUGCAUUGUUUCAGGAAGCAGCCCAAAUUGAUGCUAAUGCAGAUGUCACUUUCCAUCCAUUCUUCAUGGUAAGUGAUGUGGAACCUCCAGAAGAUGUGGCUUUCUCGGAUCACGAAAGGGAACUAUUAUUACGUUAUACCCAUACAACUGGGCAUGACUUUAGAGAAGAGGAGAUUGCUGCGGGAGCUGAAGGGAAGGGAGAUGGAGUGUAUGAAAAAGAUGUUGCCAUUCACGGAGAUGUUUUACUUCACAAGUUCAAAAAGAGAAUUUCUCGUAGUCCCCAUCAGGUACUCAGGUACUGUCGAGAAGAAGGUGCAUCACCACUGUGGUUACACCCACCUGGUGCGACUGAAGUGGCUACCAAAUGUCAGUUCUGUGGAGGGAAUAUGGUCUUUGAGAUGCAGAUCACACCACAGCUGGUCCUUCACCUCAGAGUGCCUGGGGUACAGGGUACUCCACUGGAGUUUGGCACAGUGGCUGUAUUUACGUGUUUAGCUUCAUGCUGGAAUGAAAAAGACACUAUAAAACAAGAAGUAGUAGUCGUCCAGUGUGAAGUGAUCUGAAGAGUUUGUAUUCCUGGUGAUUUAAAAUAAAAAAAAAAUUGAGCAUAAAUUGAUAAAUGAGCUGAAUGAGUUGUCUUAUAUUUAAUUAUUUAUUACACUCAUUCUUUUUCACUAUUGCUUAAAAAUUAUAAGUCAGUGUAACAAAAAUGAUUUCAGAUGAAGAUUUAAUCUGCAGGAGCCUGAGUUGUAUAAGUUACAAAAGUUGAAGAUUACACAUGAGAGAGUCCAGGGGUGGAUUGUACUUUAGAAAAUGAAGCAACAUUGUAACUUGAUCAUUGCUCAGUGCAUAGUUGUGGCACUCCUCAAGGAAGAAGCAACAGUUAUCUCCAGAUAAACUGUCUCAUAUCAAGGUUUGCUCAUGUUGAUUAUAUUGAAAUAUUUACACUCAUUCUUUUGAGUUAGCUGAGCUCUUGAAGCAUACUGUCACUUUCAAAUGCUAGAAAUGUAUGCCUCAUUUUACUCCUCAAUAUCCACCCUUGGAGACAGUGAGUCAUUAGGAACAAAAUAAAAAGUAGUGUGUGUCUUUUGUAUGCACUCAGUAAAUAUUUCACUAU
Messenger RNA from Cherax quadricarinatus, 2056 nucleotides. It is a transcript of the gene trus, whose product is annotated as programmed cell death 2 like trus. NCBI's taxonomy places the organism in Eukaryota, Metazoa, Arthropoda, Malacostraca, Decapoda, Parastacidae. The record is from RefSeq and is a predicted model, not a curated record. Gene Ontology annotation, cellular component: cytoplasm. Gene Ontology annotation, biological process: apoptotic process.